ACAACAAGGAAGCCAGCGGUGGAAUCUUUUAUCUCCAAGAGGGGCUGACGGAGGAAUUGACUUUGCACAAUCCAGGUUGGUCGUGAUGGAAGAAGGCAGCCUAGGCACUUUGCAGCAGAGAGCUGCCGAACUGGAGCACAUGGCUGAAGUCCUGUUGACAGGGGAGCAGCUGCGGCUCAGACUGCAUGAAGAAAAGGUAAUUAAAGAUCGAAGGCAUCACCUCAAGACGUAUCCAAACUGCUUUGUUGCCAAAGAGCUGAUUGACUGGCUGAUUGAUCACAAGGAGGCCUCAGAAAGGGAGACCGCAAUUAAGCUUGUACAGAAAUUAUUGGAUCGCAGCAUAAUCCACCAUGUGUGUGAUGAACAUAAGGAAUUCAAGGAUCUUAAACUUUUCUACCGCUUCAGGAAAGAUGAUGGAACGUUCCCACUUGACAAUGAAGUGAAGGUGUUUAUGAGAGGACAAAGGAUAUAUGAGAAACUGAUGAAUACUGAAAAUGCUCUUUUACAAGCCAGAGAAGAGGAAGGCAUGAAGUAUGAACGUACUUUUGUGGCAUCUCAGCUUAUCGAUUGGUUGAUCCAGGAAGGAGAGGCCAGCACAAGGCCUGAAGCGGAACAACUAGCCCGACGGCUGCUGGAGCAUGGAAUUAUACAGCACGUGUCCAACAAACAUCAUUUUGUAGACAGCAACCUACUCUUCCAGUUCCGAAUGAAUUUCCGUCGGAGGAGAAGGUUGAUGGAGCUGCUUGCUGAGAGGUCUCGCUUGAUUCCAGAGAGUCACGACAGUCCCUUUUGCCUGCGCAAGCAGAAUAACGACAACAAAAAACACGCCAGUUUCCUCUCCGUGAGCCCCUCCAAGGAGAUAAAGAUCAUCUCAGCAGUAAGGAGGAGCAGCAUGAGCAGUUGUGGCAGCAGCGGAUAUUUCAGUAGCAGCCCAACCCUCAGCAGCAGCCCCCCAGUCCUGUGCAACCCCAAAUCCGUGUUAAAGAGACCGGUGACUGCUGAUGAACUUCUGAUGCCCGGGGCUCCAUAUGCCAGGAAAACCUUCACAGUUGUAGGCGAUGCUGUCGGGUGGGGGUUUGUUGUGCGUGGGAGCAAGCCUUGCCACGUUCAAGCCGUGGAUCCCAGCGGCCCAGCAGCUGCAGCAGGAAUGAAGGUCUGCCAAUUUGUGGUUUCAGUGAAUGGGCUCAACGUUCUCCAUGCAGACUACAGGGCAGUGAGCAAUCUCAUCCUGACUGGCCCUCGGACCAUCGUCAUGGAAGUGAUGGAGGAAAUAGAGCCCUGAGAAGGGCGUUUCAUCUUCUCAUCUUGCCCCGGAUUUGGACACUGUACAGACAACAUCGAUGUUAUACAAGGGGAUAAGUUCGUGCCUUUUCCUAAGUCAAUUGAUUUGCUUCUUGGUUCUUUCCUCCCUUCUUAACAGCAAUAGCUGCUUUGGCGAACAUGCUAAAGAUGCAUUCGUGGCUUGUGCAAAUUGAAAAGAUGAGAUGCCAAAACUGACUUGUGCCGUCCUUGCUGCUCAGUGGUUGAGCGGCACAUUGUGGACAUACCCAGUUCAGGUGUUUUGCACCACCGAGGAAUGUGAUUUCCAGUGCAAGUAUCUGCAUCAUGUCAGGAACCAUGUCUCGGCGGGGUUCUGCCAUGCCGUCUCGCCUCUUGUUUAACUCAUACUUUUAAUCCCGUUGUUAAAAGACAGA
Messenger RNA from Eublepharis macularius, 1694 nucleotides. RefSeq names its product DEP domain containing MTOR interacting protein (gene DEPTOR). Gene Ontology annotation, biological process: intracellular signal transduction; negative regulation of TOR signaling. The record is from RefSeq and is a predicted model, not a curated record. The transcript is spliced from 10 exons. The coding region runs from base 86 to 1282 and encodes 398 amino acids. Gene Ontology annotation, molecular function: protein binding. NCBI's taxonomy places the organism in Eukaryota, Metazoa, Chordata, Lepidosauria, Squamata, Eublepharidae.